AUGCGUGAGCACGAAGCCUCACGAAAUCUUUUGCUAGCCUACGCCUACGCGAUGCGAUGGAAGUUAUUCUCCAGUCCCGAGACAGUCCAGGAUCAAGUUGAUGCGCAGACACAUUACGGCAGAGGGACGAAUCUCCUAUGGAAUCGACUUUGUGUUGCCGACCACGCCAGCUCCGACUCCAACAUCCAAGCAGUGCUCUUACUAAUGGCUUACACAUCGGAUUUCGGACAGAGGAGUGAAGUCGAACUUCAUGCGGAAGCCUUACGGACGAUGGUUGAGCAGAGAGGAGGCAUUGAUACUUUUGGGCAUAAUCCAGCACUUCAAGAGCAGUUACGGGUUAUCGACCAGUCGAGAGAGCACCAUCUUACACUUGGCUGCGAGACUUAUUGUCCGAGCGCGUUAAGAUUCCCUAAUGGGGUGCGGUUGCCUUCAUCAAUCGAAGCGAUCCGGAAUUGA
Messenger RNA from Exophiala xenobiotica, 456 nucleotides. RefSeq lists its product as uncharacterized. NCBI's taxonomy places the organism in Eukaryota, Fungi, Ascomycota, Eurotiomycetes, Chaetothyriales, Herpotrichiellaceae. The transcript has a single exon. Bases 1 to 456 code for a protein of 151 amino acids. The record is from RefSeq and is a predicted model, not a curated record.